GGCCGCGCCUCCCUCAGCGCCAUCCUCCCGCUCUGCCCUAUUGUUCUCCCGCCUGUCGCUCGCUCCCUCCCUGCGCCGGGGCUCGCGUCCUCCCUGCGCUCUCCUCCAUCCCUCCCUCCAUCCCUUCCUCCUCCUUCUCGCCGCCGCUCCCGCCCCGCUCCCCGGAGCUGAUGUCACGCACCCGCUGAAGGCGCGGGCGAUCAUGGCUGCUGCGGCCGCGGCCGUGCCGCCGGCCUCCAGCUAAUGCCCGCGAUGGAGCCGGCCAGCCUGCUGCGGUUCCUGCGGAAGCUCAAGGAGGUUUUCGAUGUGUGCGAUGAGGAUGCGGACGGCUUCAUUCGCGUGGAGCACUUCGUGGCCCUGGGGCUGCAGUUCGGCCAGGGGGAUGAGGUGGAAAAACUGGCAAAGUACUUGGACCCGAAUGAUUUGGGAAGAAUCAAUUUUAAGGACUUCUGUCACGGAGUUUUUGCAAUCAAAGGCUGUGAAGAGUUACUAAAAGAUGUCCUGUCUCCUGAAAACUCAGAGCCCCAGCACUACCAGCCACAAUAUGUUGAUUACUAUUACCAGGGCACUGAAAUCCAGGACUGUGCCUACCUGGACAGCGAGAGCACGUCCAGCGAGCCGGAGCUGUUUGCGGAUGAGGAGGGGAUGACUCUGGCGCAGCAGGAGGUGCACCAUGAGUCUGACAUGGACAGCGCCAUCGAGAGCGCCCAGAGCUCCGAGGCCUCGGACGUGUGUCGCAGCGAGGACAAGGACAGCGUGCUCGGCGGCCUCUUCCUGCCCGGGGACAAGUCAAGUCCUCACAACCCUUCUGCAGCAUCUGACCUCUCCACUUAUUCCACCGCCUCCCUGAUCAGUAAUGAAGAGCAGUUUGAAGACUAUGGGGAAGGAGAUGAUGUGGAUUUUACUCCCAGUAGCCCAUGUCCUGAUGAUGAGACCAGAACCAACGCCUACUCUGACCUUGGCUCAUCUGUCUCUUCCAGUGCUGGCCAAACCCCCCGAAAAAUGAGGCAUGUUUAUAACAGCGAGUUACUGGAUGUUUACUGCUCACAGUGCUGCAAAAAGAUAAAUCUCCUCAACGAUUUGGAAGCCAGGCUGAAAAACUUGAAAGCAAACAGCCCUAACAGGAAAAUAUCAAGCACAGCUUUUGGAAGACAACUCUUCCACAACAGUAACUUCAGCAGCAGUAAUGGCAGCACAGAAGACUUGUUCAGAGACAGUAUAGACUCCUGUGAUAAUGAUAUCACUGAAAAGGUCACCUACCUAGAGAAGAAGGUGACAGAACUGGAGAACGAUAGCCUGACAAAUGGUGACCUGAAGAGCAAACUGAAACAAGAGAACACCCAGCUGGUUCACAGAGUUCAUGAACUAGAGGAAUUAUUGAAAGACCAAGAAACAUCAGCAGAACAGACUCUGGAAGAAGAGAUAAAGAGACACAGAGAAGCUUACAGCAAGUAUGAAAAAGAGAAAGGCACUGAAAUUGAACUGCUAAAUACAAGGGUUCAGCAACUGGAAGAAGAAAAUGGUGAUCUGAAAAGCACUGUCACACGGCUGAAAUCCCAAACAGAGAGAUUGGAUGAGGAGAGGCAGCGCAUGUCAGACAGGCUGGAGGACACGAGUCUGCGGCUGAAGGAUGAGAUGGAUUUGUACAAGAGGAUGAUGGACAAGCUGAGGCAGAACAGGCUGGAAUUCAACAAGGAGAGGGAAGCCACACAGGAGCUCAUCGAAGACCUGCGGAAGGAGCUGGAGCACCUGCAGCUGUACAAGCUGGAAUGUGAACGUCCUGGACGUGGCAGAAGCUCUUCCUCCAGCCUGAGUGAAUUCAAUGCCAAAACCAGAGAGGUGGAAAUGGAGCAUGAAAUAAAACGGCUGAAGCAGGAGAAUCAGAAACUUCGUGACCAAAAUGAUGAUCUGAAUGGACAGAUUCUCAGCCUCAGUCUUUAUGAAGCUAAAAACCUCUUUGCAACACAAACCAAGGCCCAGUCACUGGCUGCUGAAAUCGAUUCUGCAUCGAGAGAUGAGCUCAUGGAAGCCCUCAAAGAACAGGAGGAGAUAAAUUACAGAUUGCGACAGUAUAUGGACAAGAUAAUUUUGGCAAUCCUGGACCACAAUCCAUCUAUCUUGGAAAUAAAGAAUUGAAGAGAAUAUGAGAAGGAAAAGCAGCAACUGCCUGAUAUUUCUGCACAUGCCACUGGAUCUGAGCAGCACUCUGAUACUGUAAAUGAACCUAUAAAUGAUAUAAUACACACUAGGUGUGAGUGUGGGUGCGCGGGUGUGUUUCUAUGAUGUUUGGUACACUGUUAUUUGUCAUUGAAUUGGCUUGGUUAGACUUUUUCCAUGCACUUUCAAUACCUGUGAUGAGAUGGAUACUGUAUAUUAAUGUCAUAACAAUAUAACUGGAUCAUGUUGUUUUAGAUACUGGACAAAAUGACUCUACCUCUAGUUGUAAAGGUAAAAAUAGACAAUGGAAACAUAUGGAUGUGGCCCUAACUUUAGGAGCAAGAAUUUUUUUCUUUGUUCUUCCAGGAAUUUGGGUACCACAAACCAAUUGACAUACCCAGGUUCAGUUCCUGACUGGUGCUGACUGUAGUUUCCUAUUUGAUUUAGUUUUAGUACUUAAACCACACAUCAGAUUA
This is a messenger RNA of Zonotrichia leucophrys gambelii, 2633 nucleotides long. RefSeq names its product RAB11 family interacting protein 4 (gene RAB11FIP4). Gene Ontology annotation, molecular function: calcium ion binding. The transcript is spliced from 15 exons. NCBI's taxonomy places the organism in Eukaryota, Metazoa, Chordata, Aves, Passeriformes, Passerellidae. The coding region runs from base 244 to 2136 and encodes 630 amino acids. Gene Ontology annotation, cellular component: cleavage furrow; midbody; recycling endosome membrane. The record is from RefSeq and is a predicted model, not a curated record. Gene Ontology annotation, biological process: regulation of cytokinesis; endocytic recycling.